This is a messenger RNA of Xiphophorus maculatus (southern platyfish), 5980 nucleotides long. RefSeq names its product RIMS-binding protein 2-like. Bases 4054 to 4692 code for a protein of 212 amino acids. The record is from RefSeq and is a predicted model, not a curated record. Gene Ontology annotation, biological process: neuromuscular synaptic transmission. Lineage: Eukaryota; Metazoa; Chordata; Actinopteri; Cyprinodontiformes; Poeciliidae. Gene Ontology annotation, molecular function: protein binding. The transcript has 6 exons.
ACUCGGGAAGGUGGGUGUCUGUGCAAAUGAUGUAACACUGCAUACAUGGAAGGCAGACAGACAUGAGCAGGAGGAUGGGGAUGGAUGGUACUGAAGGCCUUCUGGGAAAUGGAGUUUAUUGAAGUGGCAGCAGCAUGCUGGCGCAGAAAGCAGGGAAUCAACUGGCAUUGAAUGGUAAGCUGUUAUAAGACAUAAUCAAACAUAAAAUACAUUUAUAGGGUGUUCUUUCUCCACUGGUAGUCCGGUAGACAAAAUUGUAACAUUUGUUACAUUUUCAGCUUUGAAACCCUUUGAAAAAUAUGCUCCCCCUCCUCACACGUGGUGGCGCUGCAACAGGCACCACUGAAGGAAACGACAGGAAAACCUCUGAAGAAGACAUGAGUGCAACUUCCUUUCUUCACAAAAUGCAAACAAAUGGAGUGGCGUCCGAUUUUAGCAGUAGCAGGAUUUCUCUUUUCUCUUUGCUGAACGACCACGAGCCAUUUCUCCUGCUUGCACUAGACUUGCUGUAUUUACCCAGAAUACCCUGCACUCAAGUCGAGCGUUUUGGCGUCCACAUAUGCAUUAGAACCACACCAGAGUUCUCUUCCACCAAAGAGGGUGCGGUUGUGAGGCCUUGUGGAGUUACGGGGAUUCGAGGAGGUGGAGGUCUCAUGCCGACCCUGAUGAGAUGCCGCCCUGGACCGAUGCCCAUGUCACCCAUAUCAGAAACCGCCACUGUGCCUGUGCUUCAACAGGCCUGGGUCAAAUAAUCAGAUCAUGAGCAGGAUGUGACUGCAUACCAAGGAAGUAAUUGAGUGAUUUUGAUUCAGGCUUGUUGAACCAGGCGCUCAUCUAAACGUUACAGGACAUGGAACCUCAGAAACUGGAAUUGAGGACCCCUGAUCUAAGGUAUGGUCAGGGGUCCUGAUCAUUCCAUCACUUCAUUGUGACAUGAAGGAAAGUGGUUUUAAAAAUGUUUGCUAGUUGAAAUCUGACUUGUGGAAUUUGUAUUUUAUGAAUCUGAUGGACCUAAAUAGAUCUCAGUGCAACUGACUGGCUUCAGAGCAAAAACAAAACUGUUUAUUUGAUGAAAAAGACUUGAGCAGGAGCAGAACUUCAAUUUUCAGCAGAACAAUUAGAACAAAUUGGAUUAAUUUACUGUCAUAUGUUAGUUUGCACACACUCUCGAUUCGGUUAACUCUUCAGACUUGCCAAAAAGUAUUUUCAGCUAUCAUUGAGGCGAUGUCACAUUUUGUUGGUCUGUGACAUAAAAUUACAAUACAAAACAUUGACAAAAAGUAUAAAAAUAAAAAGGACUCAGGGUUAGAGAUACUGAUUUGUAAACCUCUAUAAAAGAUUUCAGCUUCAACAACUACUCACUAGAAUAUUUAAUAUGUCUCAUUUUAUUUAAAAUGUUGAUUUUAAGCCUCUUUUACAACUCUGGGUCAUCAAGAUUUGACAUAGUUUGAUUUUGAUUUAUAGGUUAAGCUAGAAAAUUUUAUCAACUUAAAAUCACCUCAUGGAUUUUUCUAUUGUAAUUGUUUACAUGUCAAAAGUUUUGUUUGUAUUGUGUAUAUUUUGAUCUAGAGAUAUUUUGAUUUCAGAUUCUUAAUCUUUCUCACAAUGCUGUCUCUCCCGACCUGCAACUUUAGCUGUUACAGCUCCACCUUCUGGUCAGGAUUAGUAAAGACUGUUCCAGUAAUAAUUUAGCUCCACUUUCUUUACUUUCGUUUCUGGGGAAAUUCAUGUGUUACAGUGUGCAAACGUUUAACUUGAUAAAACAAAAUACAGAGGAAUUAUGCAACAGAUUAGGAUAAGCAUGUUCUGAACUGCCUCAUUCAAGUAUUGGGUGUCUCAUAUUUGAUGUGACUGUGUGUUAAUAUUUGUGUUCCCAAUAAACCCUCUGGAUUAAUCAGAAAAAUAUUUAUUACGCUUAAAUUACAUUGUCUCUCAUUUAAAGUCUGGAAGAAAAAAAUACAAGAACACACACAAAAAACUUUCCAUCCAUGCAUCCAUCUAUUCAUCCAUUUUCUUGUGCUUUUCCGGGGUUGGAUAGAAGCCUAAGUAGGGAGGCCCAGACUUCCCUCUUCUCUCUGCCAGAUGAAAAAUACAAAGAAAAUAUGAUAGCCAAUUAAAUUAGAUUAAAUGUGGAAGAAACAUUUCCCAAUUUUUCUCAUUGUCCAUUUGCCAGGCCAACGUUAUCAGUGGACUCCAUCUGGCAAUGUCUUACAAAAGUUUCUGGAGUUUGUGGAUGCGCUGCUGCUGCUCAGAGCGAGACCACAGAAAAACGUAGCAGAGCACAAAGCCCCAAAUUUUGCAGCGCUCUGAGAAGCCACAAGGUAGUUUAUUUUUACACUGCAACUGAAAUGUGUGGUUUGCAGACUGGGUAGCAUGAUUUGUGUGAAAUAAACAGCAAGCUUCAUACGUUGCACAUUUUUUUUGGUGCAUCCUGUUCAAUUACUUAAACUCCUGUUAAUUUGGGGUGGGUUUUAUUUUUCGAUGACAAAAUGUCAGCAAUUGUUACCGGCUUUUUUGUGGGAAACAUUUUUGCUUGAACGCUGACAUUGGCUUGUGGUAAAAGGGUCACGUUUAGAAAAUCUUGUUCUAGUGGGAUUUUCUUGAUAGUUACAGAACAAGUCUAUUUGAGGUCAUUGUGGGGAAAAAAGUGCCAAGUUGAGCUGCACCCCAUUCAGUGUUCAGUUGUUUAUUGUUUAAAAUGUUCACAUACAGUAUUAAUGUUUUCUUACAUAUUCUUAUCCCUAGAAAAGAAAUGUAUUUAUUUGCACUUAAAAAACAAAAAUGUAAAUUUUUAAGAAAGUUCCAACUCAGGACAAAACUAGGCCUAACAAUUAGGAUCAAUCCCUUUAGCUCUUGCUAUUAAGAGUAGAGUUAAAACUAUUUUAGUGAGUAACUACUACCGGUCUGAGUAAAGUUUGCUCCACUUUUCUCUUUAGGAUGUAACAUUAUUAAGUUUUUUCAUGUUCAGUCAAUUUCAAAUCACAGCAUCUCAAUAAGAUCCAGAUCUGGGCUUUGACCUGACUCAGGAUUUUCCAUUUUUGAAUUCUCAGAUAGUCUUUAUUGGUAUGUUUUGGGUCACCGACCACAUUGAAAGGUCCGGUUCUACUUCAGUUUUAUUUUGUUUACAUGUUUUAUAUUUUCCCCUUAUAUACUGUAAGUGCACCAUGAAUUUUAUACGGUAUAAUCUAAAGUGGAUGUGACCAUGACACAUCCACUUUCAUGCUUCACAGUUGUUAAGAGACUCUUUUCUAGGACUGCUAUAAAAUGUCCUCUGUUCUGGUGUCCAAAUAAUUCAGAUUCAUCUGUCUAAUGAACAUCAUUCCUGGAAUCCUGAUCUUUGACUACGUUCUUUCUGGCAAUAUAAGGGGUUUUUUUGUUCUCUCAGAGUGAAUGUUUCCUGUUGUUUUUUUAAAAUUGUUUAUUAAGAAACACAUUCUUAAGAGUACAGUUCUGCAUGCUGUGGUGGCGUAGGGUCUAGCGUGACCCACGUUUGGAGGCCUUGAGUCCUUGACGCAGCCGUUGCGGGUUGAAACAUGACAAAAAUGUUGUAAAGUUCAAGGCGCCAUACGUGUCGGACAUGUCCAACCCAGAUCUUUCAAAAUCAGUUUUCCUUUUUACAUUUCAGUCCAUCCCAAUUAUCACAGUAGCUGUCAAAACUUGUGUUUCUUUUAGGAGCAGCUUGCCACCUACCCUGCCGACUAAAGGUCAAGAGAGGAAGUGUUUAUUUUCCAUGGCCUGUGAACUGGGUCAAGCCACGUAAGCAGGAAGUGGAGGAGUUUAAAAAAUGGCUCUAAUCAAGGCAAAAAUAUUCACACUGUGAGCUUUACUGCAGACAAACGGUUCAGAUUGAAUAAUUGUGCUUGACUCUUCUUGGAAUUGUCUUACGGUGCACAGUCUUUGCUGAACUAAUGAAUCCAUCCACUUGCUUCAAAGAGGAUUACAGCUCCUUCUGCUUAGCUUAGUUACCUCAAAUUAGGAUGAAGCUAAAGAGAGGUCUGCUGUCUACAGCAGCCAUCUGUCUGCCAGGUGGACAGUCGGGAGCUGCCGGCGCUGAUGGAGACCAGACUAGAGCUGGAUGUGUUGAUAUACCCUGACGAGGUGAGGGUCGCCACCCCGGAGGACCUCAGGCAGUGGGACCUGGAGACCGCCAGCCAGGUCUCCAUCCCCACAGUUCGACUCUUUGUGGCUCUUUACCCGUACAACCCGGCUGCCAUGUCUCCCAACCCUGACACAGCGGCGGAGGAGUUGCCCUUUGUGCCUGGCCAGAUCAUCAAGGUGUUUGGAGACAAAGACUCCGAUGGUUUCUACCAUGGAGAGUCUGGUGGUCUCUCCGGCUACGUGCCAAGCAACAUGGUGGCUGAAGUCCCAGUGGACGACGAGUACCUGAAGCACGUUCUCAUGCAGCAGGGUUUCCUGCCCGUGGACCACACAGGUAUGUCUUUAACACCAGAGCUAAGUGAUGUUGCCAGCAUUCGUGAAGAUGUGAUCGUUAGAAGAAUGGUGGCGUUAUUCGACUACGAUCCAUGGGAAAACUCCCCCAACAUGGACAGUGAAGUCGAACUGGGCUUUCGAUCUGGAGACAUCAUCUAUGUGUUGGGUGACAUGGAUCAAGACGGUUUUUACUUUGGAGAUCUUCACGGAAGACGAGGUUUGGUUCCCUCAAACUUCCUGCAACCCUUACCCUGGAGUUAGACACCUUUCUUACACCUCUGCUACUAAUACCAAGUCACAUACACAAUCAAAUCAGCAGCUUUUACUGAGAAAAUGUAAAUAUGUCAAAUAUUUGUGUAUAUUUUUAUUUUAUAUAGUAGUGUUGUAUUACUUUUGCUGUAGAAGGCCUUCAAAGUAUGACAAGUAGCCCACCACAACAAUCAGGAUGAUGAACAAUGAAGAGAAACAGGUUAUAGGAUAAGAUUCUUUAUUGAUCAUUUUAAAUAAAAACUCCAACUCACCUUAUAGGGGAAAAAAAGAGACAAUUUUUAAAACCAUGAUUUAGUCAAGAAUAUAUAUAUUUUUUGUAAUCCAGCAAAAUUAUUUCCAGAGAAUUUAACUUGAAGGAUGUCUGGUGACUUCUAGCCUUAAAAAAAAUACACUUUUAGUCACAGAAUUGUGCAGACCAGAGUGUCUGAAUCUAGUUUGCCUUAUAUUGUGUUCAUCUGCUUUCUAAAACAUGCUUAAUCUCUGAUGCAAGAGGUAAUAAAUAACACAUUAAAACAUUCAUGUAAAAACAAAAAAGCUCAGAAAACCAAGUUAAAGCAACAACUGCAACAUCAUGCUUCCAUCUACAGAUCAGACUUAAUCAUUUUCUCAACAAAUGUUAUCAAUAUUAACAUCAAUCUGUUGGUUAAUAGAACAUUGUACAAAGUGUAAAAAAGUUCAAAUCAAGUGCAUGAACUUCGACGUCAUCUGGCUUGAUUCUUCUUUAACUCUCCUCUGCAGCUAACAGUAUACUCAUCCAUAAAGUAGGAAACACUACACUGUGUAGUGAAGUUUAGUAGUGCUUUCUACUUUAUGGGUGACAACACUGUAUGUCAGUAGCUUCUGGGCGCUCCCGCUCAAACUCCGAAGAAUGACGGCGAAGGUGAAGGUGAAAGCUGGUUUCCACAAACUUCCAACUCAACAUCAUUCAACAAAAAAACAGAACAAAACUACCGAAGCAUAGUGUAAAAUCAAAUUGAUAAUGAAGCAUUUUAAUGUAAAAAGAGACAAAACGGUAAAAACAAUCAACAAGUUUCCCAAUGAUUAGAUAAACCCACUAAUCAAGAUCUUACCAGCGUAUCGACUUCUGAAGAAGAGAGGAAACCCAGAAGUGAGCGCGAUCUUUUUAUUAACCCUGUCUGAGCCACGUGGUCAACACAGGAAAAGCUCACACGCGCACCCGCACGCACACACACGCACGCGCACACACACUUGUGGUUAGCGUGCUGAAGUGUCUGAACACAUCCUUAAAGCUGAAAUAAAAGUUAAUUGCCAUAAAAUA